AUGCAAAGUAUUCCUGCAUCUUUGAGGAAUUUAGAAUCCCAACUAGGCCAUUUAGCAAAAACUUUGAAUAGCAGACCCCCUGGUACUUUGCCUAGUAACACUGAAGAGCCUAGGAGGAAUAAUGAGCAAUGUCACAUGAUAGAGCUUAGGAAUGGCAAAUAUGUGAAUCAGCCAGAAGCUGUGGAAAUUCAGACCCCAAUAAACCCAUCUUUAGGGAAUAUUUCCAUGGAAAAAUCCAUUCCAAAAAGUCAGGCAUCAAAGCCAAGUAUUGAGACACCUGCUGCCUCAAAUAAACUUCCACCACCUUUUCCCCAAAGGUUGCAAAAACAGAGGCAAGACAAUCAAUUUAGGAAAUUUUUAGACCUCCUAAAACAGUUGCAUGUCAACAUUCCAUUCGUGGAUGCAUUAGAACAAAUGCCCACUUAUGUGAAAUUCAUGAAAGAAAUUCUUUCAAGAAAAAAGAGGCCAGAAGAGUUUGAGACUGUUGCUCUUACACAAGAGAGCAGUCAAUAUUUGCUUAGCAAGAUACCUCCCAAAUUAGGAGAUCCAGGAAGUUUUACAAUCCCAUGCACCAUAGGAGACCAUUACAUAAGCAGAGCAUUGUGUGAUUUAGGUGCUAGUAUCAAUUUAAUGCCUCUGAGUGUGUACAAAAAGCUGAAAGUAGGAGAGCCUAAUCCUACCACUGUAACUUUACAGUUGGCUGAUAGGUCCCUGGUUUAUCCUGAAGGGAAGGUAGAGAAUGUCUUGGUAAAGGUAGAUAAAUUUAUUCUACCUGCUGAUUUUAUUAUUUUGGAUUAUGAGGAAGACCGAGAGAUGCCUAUAAUUUUAGGAAGGGCUUUCUUAGCCACUGAUGGGGCUGUGAUAGAUGUAAAAGAGGGUGAAUUGGCCAUGAAUGUGAAUGGUGAGCAAGUAAAAUUCAAUAUUUUGAAGGCCAUGAAAUACCCAAGAGACAGAGGAGUGUUCUAG
Messenger RNA from Gastrolobium bilobum, 966 nucleotides. RefSeq lists its product as uncharacterized. NCBI's taxonomy places the organism in Eukaryota, Viridiplantae, Streptophyta, Magnoliopsida, Fabales, Fabaceae. The transcript has 2 exons. Bases 1 to 966 code for a protein of 321 amino acids. The record is from RefSeq and is a predicted model, not a curated record.